AUGCUGCUGGGGAAGGGGAAGCAGGGAAGCGUGCCCCACGCCCCAAAGGGGGAAUCCCUGGACAGCAGAGAAGAAGGGCAUAAGAAAACGAACGAGGUCAUCAACGAGAUUUUCCAACUGGAAUUGAAAGACAUCCUAAAAGAUGUCUCCAGUGAAAAAAAAAUAAACGACACCAUCGAUUUUGUAAAUAACAAAAUAAACACACUAAACAAUUUUAUCAACGAUAUAGCUAAGGAGAAGUAUGAGUACUUUUACAAAUAUAUUGACCAAAUGAGCAAUGCGAGGAAAUUAAAAAAAUGGAACUCUGACCAUUUAGAGGAUAUAUCUAGGAAAUAUAAAGCAAGUUACGAAUCGCUCAGGGAGAAAAAGAACAAAGUUCUGUCUUUAAUUAUCGAGAAAAGGUGUUUAAUCGAAAUUGAGAAAGUUUUAAAAUUAUACCAAGUUGUCCAGGUGGAGGUAAAAAAACUGUGUGAUGAAAUGGAAGGGGACAACAUUUUUUGGGGGCUCUUUCCAACGGAUGUAAUCCCCCUGAGUGUCUCCAAAAGAGAACCAUUCGAUGUACAUGACCUGCGUCAAAGUACCCUCCAUAGGAGUGGCGAGGACAGGAAGUACCCCAAUAUACUGACCAUCGCCGACUUUCAUGCCCUGGAGAGUUAUUUAAAACGGAUAAGCAGUAUAAAACGGUUCAUUUCCCAGCAUAGUUUGCAAAAUAUAUCCAUCGUAGCGCUAAAGGCAAAAAAGAUCAAGGCGUAUGAGGAUGGCAUAAUAAGUGUCCUCGUGCAGUAUUUAUCGGCCGAUUUUUUUAAGGACGAGAAUUACGAGAGGAAAGUAAAGCAUUGUUUAAAUGCGUUUAAAAAUGUAGAUGCCGAAAAGGAGUGUUUAAAAAAAAUAAUAAACAACAAAAUUGAGGAAGCCAAUGCACACAUUUUGAAAAUAAAAAAUGGGGAGAAAAAUGGAAAAACAAAUUUAUACACAAUUCUGCAGAAUUGUAAAAAUGGCAUUGAUCAGAUGAACUACUUGAAUGAAAUUAUUAAGGAGAAUUACUACAUGGAAGAGAAAAUUCGGAUGGAAAAAUGGAAAUGGGAAAAAAAAACGGGUGACAAUAACAACAGUGAUUUCAAUGCAUGGGAUGAGGACACAGACAAAUGCAACACGGUACAUGUGUACACAGAAUUUUACCUGCCCUACGUUAACUUACUAAUAAGAAGCAAAAUAAACCAACUGGUGAGGAAGGAAGACAUGCUAUUUGUCCUAAAUUUAAUAGGAGAAUUUGUGCACAUUGUUCGGAGCAAAGUCGAUAUGAAGGGACACGGAAAAAAAGAUGUCCUUUUAAAUCUGUUCAGCAGAGAAUAUGAAGAAAUAACUUUCACUUCCAUGAACAAACUUAUCAACCUAGUGGAACUUCUAUUCCAGAAAGGAAACAUAAGAAGUGCCAUGGAGUACGAAAAUUAUUACAGCUUUCCGACCAUUUUCGAUAUUAAAAAUUAUGUACAGGCAUUUUUUAAAGAACUUUUUACGCACGUUUAUUAUCCACACAUUUUUCGAAAAAUCAUCGUAUCUUGCAACAAUUCACUCCUCCUCCUGAGUAACAAUUUGAAUAACUUAAAGCAGAAUGUUAAUGUGCUCAUCGAAAUGGAUACAAAAAGUAAAAUUGUAACCAUCGAUUAUGUUCCCCAGAAGCUGAAAUAUAAUUUGGAGCUUUUCCUUAUUAGCAGACAGCUUCUGCGAUACUUAAUUUGUUCUUUGGCCAAACUGAAGAUAAAAAUUGUGAAGAUAAAAAUGGAUACUUACCAGGUGAGGAGCUUCCGUUAUGGGGAGGGAACGCCGAGUGAAGCGGCGGGUGACGUAAACCCUUUUGCGGACAGUUCGGGAGCGCUACAGGAUGAUGACCCCAGGGUGGGGAACUACCCUCCAAUGAGUGACUCCCCAGGGAAGGAUUUAAUCACCCUCUCCUUUGACGAAUCCGUUGAGGAUUUUUUCAACUCACAAGACCAUUUAAAUAAUUAUUUCGAAGAUGUCGUGCUAUCCCCUGAUGAUGGCCUAAAUGACGAUUUUAUCGAGUGGGGAAAUCACGGAAGGAAAAAAGAAAAGACGAAAAAAAAACACGCAGAAGUGAGCAUGUCGUCUGAAAGGAAAUAUCACACGGAGCAAAGUGGUAUAUCAUGUGAAGAAGAUCAGCCAAGUGGCUCCUGUCCAAAUGGGACCGAACAAACGAGCAAGUGCGCUGAAAAGAACGUGGCGACUUUCCAAAUUAGCCUCUUCAGUGAUGCGAAACUUAACUCGUUUCACUUAAACGAUUCGUAUAACAUUAGUGAUGAUGACGGCAAUUACGAAAUUACGCCCUUUUUCAUUAAGGAGAAGGAAAACAGAAAGAAAGAAAAUUAUUUCGAUUUAAUCGAAUUAGAAAAAGGAUUAUGUGAAUUGAACAAUGUUGUCAAUUCGUGUAUUUACGAAUGUUUUGAGCCAUUUGAGAAGAAAUCUGUUUGGUACUUUAAAAAUAAUUAUAGCGCCCUGGGUACACCUGACGUUUUUUCCCUUUUCGACCAGUUAUGCGUCCAUUUUAACGAAAGAAUAGUUCAGUGUGUACCGACAUACGAGUGCACGCAGAUGAUAAAAAAUUUGAUUAACCGCACGCUCAUUUAUUUAAUCGCUUUGUCAUGUUACUACUUAAUUAGCGGAAUGGAUGUGUACCUAUUUAGGUACUACGAAUCACUGCAGAAAGUUGGAAAUGGCGCAACGGAGGCUUCCCUGCAUUUCGGUUACAAGUUGUGUACGCUUUUUAAAAAGUCGGUUGAUAUGAAAGCCGGGCGGGAGGCCUACGAAGACGUGCCGACGUUUUUCCUGCCCGUGACGUUCGUCAUAUUUCACGGGGGGCGGGUCAUCGUGGACAGCUUGGGUAUGACGGAGGAUAAAUUCAUCAACCUGCUGAUCGACCACUUGAGAAAUCCGGUGCAGGCAAUGGAUGGGAAGGGCAGUAACAGCAGCAGUCAGAACUUAAACUUCGUGGUUAGCAAAUUUGCCAAAAGUGUGCUAAAGAAAAAAUGA
This is a messenger RNA of Plasmodium inui San Antonio 1, 3045 nucleotides long. RefSeq lists its product as hypothetical. Lineage: Eukaryota; Apicomplexa; Aconoidasida; Haemosporida; Plasmodiidae. Bases 1 to 3045 code for a protein of 1014 amino acids. The record is from RefSeq and is a predicted model, not a curated record. The transcript is spliced from 2 exons.